Molecule: messenger RNA, 1436 nt
Organism: Schistosoma intercalatum
Lineage: Eukaryota; Metazoa; Platyhelminthes; Trematoda; Strigeidida; Schistosomatidae
Source: the annotation of a GenBank genome assembly
CUUCGAUUCUAAAUGUGCUAUGAGUAAAGGCAUUGUCAAAUCAAUAAUACAUGUGGCCUCUUUAGAACUAUCUCAUUCACUUUGCACUACCAAUAUAUUUUCAGAUUUAAUGUCAACUUAUCAUCAAGAUUUAAAAAUUGCGUUCAACAACAACAUGCUCUAGUGAAAGGAUCAAGUCAUUCGUAAUACGUUCCCAUGCUGCCAACUUUGAGGAAAAUUUGGUCCAUUUUGGGGAAGCCGCUAUAGUAAAUUUUAGGGAAAUGAGACUAAAAACUCAAAAUUUCCCCAGACCUGAGGAAAUCCCCAAAAUUUCCUCAAAGCUGGCAGCUUGGGUUAUUAUGAGAAUAUUGUUUAUAUAUUUCUUAUUGUUCAUUGAACGGUUGUUAUGACAAUAAAGCUCAAGAAAUAUUUAAAUAACAAUAAUAUCUUGGUUUUGGUGGAUUUAUGUACUUAGAUUCGCUUACUCCGACAGAGUAGCAAAAGAAUUUACGAGGACACUCCAAAAAAGUUCAUAAGCCGAGAACAAAUUACUUGUCAGCUGACUAUCGACUUUCCCAUCGAAUCAUCAACGAGUGGAAUUCACUACCUCAGCACGUGGUUGAGGCUCCAUCCGUCGGCUCUUUCAAAAGAAAGUCGGAUCAACUGAGAGACCACCAUUGCCAGGACUAACAUAGGCCAUCGAGCCUCCUGUCCUUCCCAAACUGAAACUGAAGCUGAAACUGAUAAAACUAUAAAUUACUCAGCAGCCUAUUCACCUACAAUUUAACAACAUUUCCUAAACAGGAUCAAAAGCAUCAGUCUUGAUUUUGUUUCAUUUUUCGUUACACAAAUGGUUCAAGUAUUUUGUCACAAAAAUCUAUAUCCAUUUUAUAGGUAUCACAAAUCAACGCUUAUUAUUCAUUGAAAAAUAAAGCGGAUAAUUUUAACUUACUUUGUAUUGUGGAAUCUAUCAUUGGUGGUCUUAUGCUUGAACAACCUAAUAAUCCUAUUGAAUAUAUUAAAAAUCGUUUAAUUGAUACAAAACGUAUACAAGAACAUGUUAAACUACAUAAAGAAUUAUAUAUUUGGCCACAUCAUCCAAUAUUAGAUUCAUCCAAAUCACUUACAACUAAUGAACAUCAUAAAUUUCUUCAAAAUUGUUUCUAUCAUCGUAUAAAACGUUUACAAGAAGAUAAAUUGUUUCUUGAAAAUGAAUCUAAACCUAUUGAAACUACAAAUCCAUUAUUUUCAUUAACAGAACUUGAUUUAAAUCCAUAGAGGAUUUGAUUCAAUGCAACAUUAUACUAUAAGAUUGCUAAAAAGAUAUAAUAGACACAUAUGUAAUCUAUUCUAUGAGAAGCUUUUUAAGUUUUGUUUUAUGUCUUUUGACAAAUCAUUAGUUGUAUAGUACUAUGUAAUUUAGUAAUUUAGUUUCUGAAAUAUACACUUAUUGUUUG